UGUUUUUGGGCAAGGUUGAUAAAUGUUACCUUUGUUUGCAUUUAUCUCCUUAAAACCCGACCUCGACGCUUGUGUCUCAGUCUCAGUAUCACUUUAGCUUUCAGUUUCAGAUCUCUCUUUCAUCACACCAAUUUCCAGGAUUUGAAACAUGGCAGAUUCAAAACCAGGAUUGAGGAAGCCAGUGUUCACCAAGGUUGAACAGCUUCGCCCAGGAACAAGUGGGCACACUUUAACCGUGAAGGUGGUCAAUGUUAAGAUGGUGAUGCAGAAAGGUCGCUCCGAUGGUCCUCAAUCCCGUCAAAUGCGAAUUGCUGAAUGUUUGGUUGGUGAUGAGACUGGAAUGAUCAUAUUUACUGCCAGAAAUGAUCAAGUGGAUUUGGUGAAAGAGGGCUCUACUGUGAUCCUUCGUAAUGCGAAAAUUGACAUGUUCAAAGGAUCAAUGCGACUUGCUGUGGACAAGUGGGGCCGUGUUGAAGUCACAGAUGCUGCUAGUUUCACUGUGAAGGAAGAUAAUAACUUGUCUCUUAUUGAGUACGAACUGGUGAAUGUUGUUGUGGAAUAACUUGUUUUGGAAAUUGUGGAACUUCUACUUAGAAUAAAAACAAAUCAAGUUUUUCUAUGGGACAUCUCAGCAUGGCCAUCACAUUCACCUCAGUUUUCGAUUUGAGAAGCCAGUACAGUACCAACACUGCAUCUUACUGUUGCAACUUCUUGUAGCUUCAACCAUUGAACAAACGGUUACUGUUAGUGCAAAAAGAAUAUGAGAAUUGGCUUCCAGAUCAUGCUUUUUGUUAUGCUAUCUGUUGACAAUUUUGGAUUAUGUAUCAGAAUAUUAUACAUGGCAGGUGAAUGUUUAUAUUUUCUGU
Vigna umbellata (rice bean) is the source of this 866-nucleotide messenger RNA. RefSeq lists its product as uncharacterized. The record is from RefSeq and is a predicted model, not a curated record. NCBI's taxonomy places the organism in Eukaryota, Viridiplantae, Streptophyta, Magnoliopsida, Fabales, Fabaceae.